AUAUUAUGAUCUGACAAUUUCUCGAUAAAAAGAGAUUUGGUUGUCAUGGGAACAGCUUCAAAAUGGCGAGCGUAGUUGGCAUGGAAGAUCGGGAAGAUUCCGUAAUUGAUGGCCAGCGUAUGUCCUUACUAGAUAUGGUAGAAGAAAAAAAUAGAGUUAAUAACAAAAAAACUCUCCUGCACAGGUUUGUGUUUGUGGCCAAGUUGAACCAGAACAGCACAGAGCAAACAGAAGUAGGAGAAUAUUAUGAUAGCCUUUUCAAGAAUCUCCAUAACAACAAUCAGAAUGCAGAGGGUGUGACAGGAUUGAUGUUGGUGUAUCCUCGGUUGUGUGUCCAUGUAAUAGAGAGCUCAACUGAAAUGUUCCAGGAGAUUCUGAAAGAUUUUUGCAGCAAUAUUGAAGAAGGAACUGGACACAUAGAGAAUGCCAAAGUUCUCGUUCUUUCUCAUGAUAUUCCAGUUAGGUUAUACCAACAGUGGAAUUUCCGCAUUUUAGACAUUCGGGCGCCCUCUGGUGAUGAUUAUGAGACAUCAGAAAGUACAUACAAAGUUGCCACUGAUCUUGUGAUACAACUCCUGAAACUUGGCAGCUACCUAGCCAAACAACCAAAGCUCAACUUAAAGAAUGCCAUGGAUUCACUACAUGAAAAAGUGCCAGAACUACUGCCACAACAAGAUAUAAUAGCUUACCUGGUGGAGACUGAGGAUAGUUGUAUUAGCAAGCCAUCAGACUACCUAAAUAAGUACUAUAGAAUCCCGUUCGAUGUCUGUCUAGAAAGUGAAAAAUCUUGGCCUAUGCCUACUAGACUGUUUCCGUACAACUGAGUCUGGAAAAAGAGACUUUAAAAACAUUAAAAUAUCAGUUUACAUUCUCCAUCACCUGGCAACAUUACAGGCUCUCUAAGACUAACCAUUGACCCGCAACGAAGACAUUUUGGCUGAAACAAACUAAAAUCAGGGGAAUACAUAGACUUGAUCAUCGAAGAUCAAAUGGCAUUGAAUUGAGGAUAUGAACUGAUACAACAUGGUGGAUAGUAAGAAACAUAAAACAUUAGAUGUUUGAAACAUGGUGGGUAUACGAGUAGACUGUCAGUAACACUUGUGGGUUAUGGACUGACAUAGAACAUAGUGGGUAUUAACUAACAUUAAACACUGACAUAAAAUAUGAUAGGUAUGAAUUGACAUAAUAAAACAUUGUUGGUAU
Owenia fusiformis is the source of this 1203-nucleotide messenger RNA. NCBI's taxonomy places the organism in Eukaryota, Metazoa, Annelida, Polychaeta, Sabellida, Oweniidae. The record is from the annotation of a GenBank genome assembly.